UACAGACUAAGCACUAGACCAAGCACUGGGUCCUAAACAAAACACCGACCUACGACUGGAGCAGGAGGGGUACAUGGGUAUGUGGGUAUGUUUUCAUAAGCCUAGUUUACUGUGCCAGCUGAGCUUUCGAGAAAGCAGGGAAGUAAAUUCCCCCAGCCCCCCAUCUCUGUACUGUAAUCAGAUGUCGUAACUUAGUAUUUCAAUGCCAGGCAUUGUGAAAUAACGUAUUUUGUGUGACUUAAUUCUCUUAAGGAGAUUCCUGCCCUGUUUGUGGUUACUGUUGACCAGUAGAGGAUUGAAAUAGCAUUUCCAGAGCCAAAGUGAACUACAGUAUUAUUAAAUAGUAACUUCAAGCACUGUUGGGAGGGAAAAUAGGUUUUCCAAAGCUAAGGAUCUGAGGCACAGUUCACCAACCUAAGCGGUAAAGCUACGGACCAAGUUACCAUUUGUGACAUUCUUCUUUCAAGAGAAUGGGCUGGAAACUGAAAACAGCGGAAACUUUUCUCAGUAUUUUAGCUUUCUACAUCACGUCCACAGUAGGUAAGUACCACUCAUCUCUAUUGCAGAAGCUUCUUCCUAAUCCAUUUUCAUGUAAUGAAUAAACCCUAUCCUUGCUCUAAGCGUAUUUAUUAUAGCAUAUGCCACUUCACUGUAUGUAAAGAACUCUGUUGUGAAACAUGAUUUUUUUGUCGUUGUUGUUGGUGGUGUUGUUGUUGUCUUCAAGGUUCUUUAUGGACAUUUCUCCUCUGAACCAGCAGGGGAGGAUGAGGAGCCCAGAUCAGAAUGUGCUGACUUCAACAACACGACCUGGCUGGAGUACCGUCAGCAGGGCAGCAAGCUACAGGUGCAAUACCUGCUCCUGACACGCAAGAAUACAGACUGUGCCAGCCUCUUCAGUCAGGAGUGCCUCAGCAACAACACCUCCUACUUCAACUCUUCCUUACCCACCAAGAUCAUUGUCCAUGGAUACAGGUGAGGAGAAAGGGAGGGUGGUCAAACACUUGACACAGUAUGUUCACACUCUCUUUGAGGAGGUGGGCACAUAUGAAGUGCGAGGGGAUCUACAUAUAAAACGUACAAGCUAUCUCCCUCCCUCCCUCCCAGGGCUUGGGGCAGUAAGCCGUCCUGGGUAAAGGACCUGGCCCAGGCUCUGCUGCGGGCGCAGGAUGCCAACGUGGUGGUGGUGGACUGGGUCUACGGGGCUUCCUUCGCCUACAACCUGGUGGUGGAGAACUACAAGGAGGUGGCCGUCCAGAUCUCUGUCCUCAUCAACCAGCUCCAGGUCAGGGCCUACUCAUUUGUUUAUGUUUACAUACUGAUAAAUGCAAUCUCAAUGUUCACUGACAGACAGCAAAUUAAGUUAAAAGAAAUGAAAAUAAUGUAGAACUGAUGUCUGUCUCACAGAACCAUGGAUGCAAACUGGAGUCAUUUCACUUCAUUGGGGUUAGUCUCGGGGCACACGUCUCUGCAUUCGUGGGGACCCUGUUCAAGGGUGAGAUAGGGAGAAUCACAGGUGAGCUCCAUCUGUGUCUGACCCAUUAACAGUUCCACAGGGCAUUUCCUGUCUGCAGAACAAGGCUCUACAGGGCCAGACAACGACUGGUCACCACAAAGCAGGGCAGUCACUCACCCUUUCAUCUCUGCCAAUUGGACUGAAUGAGGCUUUGUGAAAGAGAGAGCGCGCUCCAGAAAACAACAGUGGCAGACAUUGAAAAGCGCCGCUCUGAAUUUGUGAAAGAGGGAGACGUUACCCUUCUGAGUACACACAAUGGCACAAUGCAUACAAUUGUCUGUCUGCACACUAUCUCUGGUGUUUUUGUCUGAGUAGAGGCAUUCAGCCCUGUGAUGUGAAGUAGUCUGAAUGUUUAGGUGCAGUAAUUCACAGCCGUAUGUGUGUGUGUGUGUGUGUGUGUGUUUGUGUGUGUGUGUGUGUGUGAGUGUGUGUGUGUGUGUGUGUGUGCCAUAUGCCCCCUCUUUUUGCUGUAAAACUGCCCCAUGGCAAAAUGAGCAGAAUUGCAUGAAAUUAGUUAUAAAAUGGCAAAAUCUUCUCUUCGCCCCAUGGCAACAUCUGUACAAUUGCAGCAAACUUGCUUUAAAACUGCAACAUUUUCUCUACGCCCCAUGGUAAAAUGUGUAGAAUUGCAGGAAAUGAACUCUAAAACAGAUUUUGAGGGGCCGCUUAAAUGUUUUACCCGCACUGCUCUAUAUGGAUGUUGGUACGCAGACCCACGGGCCACUGCGGCCACUCAUGAUGCAUUUUUUGUGAACCCCACCCCCAUCAAAGUUGCCCAUUGCUGCUGUAGCCUAUCACUCACUCACCUCAGUCAUUCACUGGUCUGUCUGAAUCUCCUCCUGUAGGUCUGGACCCAGCUGGACCCAUGUUUAAAGGAGCCGACACAUUUGACCGUCUUGACCCCUCAGACGCACUGUUUGUGGAGGCCAUCCACACAGACUCUGACUGUAAGAGAAUACACACAAAUAAUGUUUGGAUGCUAGUGUGUUCUGUUUUGUUGUAGGUCUAGUUCCUUGGAAAUUAUGUCUUAUUCACUACACAAAUGUUGGCGGCACCCCAGCAACACUGCUUACCUGACAAUCUCCUGAUAUCAGCCAUUUGUCUACAUUUUCUCUCAGACUUCGGCAUCUCCAUCCCUGUUGGCCAUGCUGACUUCUUCCUUAAUGGCGGGAUGGACCAGGCAGGUUGUGCACGCUCAAGGUUUGAGUCAAGUAAGUGCGUGCUUUUGCCGCCAAAAUGUUUAAUUGGUGUAAUAUUAUCUAAAUUGAGGAGGACAUCCUACUACAAUUGGCAUAGACCCCUGUGCAGAGGCGUCAUGCCCAUAGGGGGGCACAGGGGCACGUGUUCCCUCAGAUUUGUCCUUUAUUUUAAUUGAAUUUUUUACAUUUUUUGUUGUUUCUCUGUAAUACUACUAGCCCACCUAGCAAUUUUAUGAAGUUGGCUUUAGCUAGCCCAGAUAGGUCCGCAAUCUCCCAACCUGAUAACUAGCUAUCAAGAAGCCAUUUUAGGCUAUCAAUCAAGUUAGAGUAGCUAGCUUGUCUAGCUAUCUUAACUGGCAUGCCUGCUGGCAAGGUUGGUAGACUUUAGAAAAGCAAGCAAUUACUAAAUGUACUGAAUAAGACUCACAUUCCUUUCAAUCUUUUACCCAGAUUUUUACAGAGAAGUAUAUUUAGUUUCUUAAGAAAUAAGAACCACCAGUCAGAUGGAUACAGACACCUCAAGAGGUAUGCUUAGAUAUGCAGAACAAUAUACAUAUAUUUUUUAUAUAGAAUCAAUCAUAAUAAUUAUGGCUCUAAAUUGCAGGAAAAGCUGUUUCAGGUGUUUGAAAAAUGAUAUAUUCUACAACUUCCAUAAUGCCCCUGGGCCUGUGUAUGAUAGUACUAUAGGCCUACAUAAACAUCAGACAUAUCAUUGUCAACUAAGUACUAACAUUCACUACUAGCAAGAAUAUAUAUUUGGUGGUAAGCUGAUGGCUACCUGAGCCUCUUCGUUUGUUGUCAGUUCUUGUCUACUUUCCAGUGUAUGGGUACGUGAUCUGUGACCACAUGAGGGCGCUCCACGUCUACAUAAGCGCACUGAACGGGCCCUGCCCACUGACUGGCAUCCCUUGUUCCAGCUAUGAGGACUUCCUCAAGGGCCGCUGUUUAGGCUGCCAAGGUGCCUUCAAUGGCACAUGUCCACAAAUAGGUAGGGUUAUCAACAUGACAAACUUUCCUGAAAAUUAUACCAACCUGCUGUCUGUGAGUACUUUGAUCAUGCAAAUGUAAAAAUAAUAUAUAGCCACUUCAUACAUGUAUAGUAGACUAUAUGUAAACGAUUUUGAUCAUGUUCAAAUGUGUUUAGAGAGGAUAUUUUGAAUAGGCCUAAUCAUAUUCAAAGUUCCCAGCACACUUUCUAUUUUCACCUUAAUCAGGUUUCACUCAAUGAGAGAUAGGGCUUCUGUCUGACCUAGCUAGUGUCACGUCUGGUCUGGCGUCCAUUUACAGUAUCACUGUGGCGCACUGGCACUGCAGAUACAGUGACAGACUUAUACAGAUAAACCAGUUAAUGUACUCUGGAGCUCGUUCAUCUGUCAUAGAUGCAAUAGGAAGGGCUACUUUACAUCUCACUCUCUGUCUUUUGUACGUGCAUGUGUCCUUGUGUGUUUCAGGGUUAUUGGAGAACAGUGGUAUAACAGUCUCUCCUCUUCCUCAACAAGAGAAGCUUUUCCUCCUGACAACCUCUGCACCUCCUUUCUGUGGUGAGCAGCUAUAUCUAGCCUACCUCUAGUGAUCUCAGACUGACUGUCCAGCAGAAAUUUUUUGAAAUUUCAUGACACAUCCCCACUACUUUCACCCCACAGUUGAAUGGUUAAAUAAAGCAAUAUUUGAAGUGAUGAUGAUAAACUUAUUUUCCGUCCCCCUCCGCCACCCUCACCCCUCAGCCCAUCACAUCCUAGUGCAGCUGGAGGUGUCCCCCCUGGACAAGUCUGCUGAAGUGCAGGUGACCCUGAGAACUAGGGGACUUCCUGAAACAGAGCAUAGACUCAGGCUGUAGGUAUAACAACCUCUAACCUCACUGUUAGAGACACAAAAUGAUUUAGACAGCAGCAUGAAUCACAGCUGUUCACUUUAUGAUACGUAAACAUGGAUUAUAUUCUCAGUAACAGGCAUGCUGUGUGCGUGUGUGUAUUCCAGAGAGACAGACGGUACCGUUUACAGGAGGGUGAUAGCCCACCCGGUGCCACUGUGUAAGAUAGACUCCAUACAGCUGAAGAACACUGGAGCACGCUUCUACAGACAGGGAGACAUCCACUUUAUGUCUGUCUGCAUAUCAGAGUUCCCCUCUGUCGGGUAUAUGUCCUUUCAUCUAUUUAACACAUGCUCUCUCACACUCUCUCACACACAUACACCACACAGCAGCAUGCAGUAUGUGUGAGUGUACAUGUGUGUGCAUAUGACACUGUUUCUCAUCUGUUUCCCUUUCAGAGAAGUGUUGUCAUUGUGUGUGAAGAAGAUUGACAUAAGACGAGGAUCUCCGUGGAACCAUGAUUUUGUGCAGCUGUGUGGGAGUUAUUGAGAACCCUUAUGUACUAAACACACACACAGCCUAUGAACCAACAUCUGUUUCUUUCUCUCUGUCAACAUCCCGAUAGUUCUGAAACAGAAUCCUAUCCUCAUCUCCUUUCCUUUGUCAUCAAUGAUGUGGAAGGCUUUGAUAGGUCUAAGCAGUAAGGAGGAAGCCUAUGCUGUGGUCCUCUGUAGCUCAACUGGUAGAGCACGGCGCUUGUAACGCCAAGGUAGUGGCUUCGAUCCCCGGGACCACCCAUACACAAAAAAAUGUAUGCACGCAUGACUGUAAGUCGCUUUGGAUAAAAGCGUCUGCUAAAUGGCAUAUUAUAUUAUUAUUAUAUGCUGUCCUUAUCAUUAGUCAUGAAGGAAAGGAAAUGAUGAGUUUUAUUGGGACGCAGCCUGUUUCCAGCUCACACAGAAACACACACAUGCAGCCAAGUAUAUUGCAAAUAUACAUACAAACACACACACAUACACAUUCAUAUGUUACUGUUGGACCACCUACAGCCAGACUAUGCUACAAUUUUCUUAUUGUUACAUUUCUUUUGUAUUUUCUAACAGCAUUAGUAUUGCUGUACAUAAUCAUUCCAAUGCAGCUAAAUGUUACUUAAUUAAUAUAUUCUGUUGAAGCAAAACAGUUCUGAGAAGCAGGGGUGAGCAAUGUGUUCAAUGUGAAACUGUGAUGAGUUUGAAUAACUCAUCAUGAUAAACUUCAAGACUCAAUCUUAUUCUGACUGAGGAUGGAGGAGAGAGGAGACAUAGAUGAAAAAAUGACAGUCAAUGCAUUUUCACCAAGAGCUUUAUGGAGAAAGAUUGGCCCCAUGAAAAUACAUUUUUAUCACAUUAUGUAUAUAUGUAGGCCCACAUUUUUGGGGGAAAACAACACAAACAAAAUACUCCUGUUCUAUGUUUUUCAGACUAAAUUUACAAUGUGUGAGACAUCUCACGUUCUCAAGCACAUACACACAAUGCAGAAGUGUGUGUCUGCCUGUUCAAUUUGGAAUCAUGAUUUGAAAAUAUGUAUGUAUGAAGAGAAAACCAUUUUAGCAUGCUCUCAGUCAAACAUUAUUCUCUCAGAUUAUGUCUGCACAAACAAACAAGAUUAACGUGCCCCUAGCUAGCCAACCCAACCCCGGAUGUUAAAAAAUCUAAUACACAUGAUUAGUUUAAUGUGGAAUCACAAUAUCAUAAUCCUAUCUAACACAAUCUCUAAGUCAAAAGGCUUUCCAUCCAGAUGAAUGGGAGAUGUGAGUGACAUAAUAAAAAGAGUAUACCGUCAUUUCUGUGACAUUAACUAAUAAAUUCAGUUUUAUAACAUAAUUCUGUUCAGUGUCCAGAGUCUCUCUCUCUCCUUUAUUGUCACGCACAGAUGACAUCACAGGAGUGAGAUAAUGUUAGGUGAGAGACUAGGAUGUGGUGUUGGGUGGGCCUGAUUCCACCCAGGACAGUGGUGAUAGUUAUAUCCCAGGUUGUCUUUCCUGCAGUUCCACUGGUCAUCUCAGGAAAAUGCUAUAGCUAUGUAUAAACAUUUUGUGAUAGUGUUAUAAUCUGCACAGCACGACUGUAAUAAAGACAACCUGGAACUGUUUGCACUUUGGGUAAAACUAUCACAGUUUAGGGGUGUCCGUGGGGGCCAGAGGAGCUCUCCCUCUUUGGUAUCGCAUUGGUAGAGUCCCAGUGGUUUCCCCUCCUGUGGAAUCAACAGAGAAAUCUGUCAAAAAACACAAGCAGAACUGUUCCUACGACAACCUUCCUUAUGGCAGGCAGGCAGUACAGAGAGUAUUUCAUUUUCACCUAAAUGCUAUGUACCAUGCCUUACAGCUUAACAUACAGGAUAGUGUAGGGUUGCAACAUGAUCUCACAACGAAUGCUCACAUUGGUCGAAUUACACCAGCAUAGUCCUCACAUUCCUGACACCUGAACUGGUUAACAGUGAGAGAUGGGGGAACUACUGACCUGUGAUGUCACAAUGACAUUGGAUUGAUGGGCUGUUCUCUGAGCCUGGCUGGUCUCUGCUUUCAUAUGACCCACAUCCCUCGCCCUUCUCUCAUCCCUCGCCCUUCUCUCAUCCCUCACCCCUGUCAUUCACCAGCUUGCCGUAGCCACUGUCUAACUGACCAUAGCCUGUACCUGAAGGUCAGCAGCAGCCAUUACAAUGACAGCAGAGCCAGAGCCCUCCACCAAGCACCCGGCAGCUGUCCUGGAAUCCAACCCCCCUCUUGCUCCCCUCUCCCUCCUCUCCCCCGCCGCCCGAAACACGAUCUGCCCCCAAUUGGGUCAGGGAGGAUUUUGGGAUAGCGGGGAAAAGGGAGGGGGAGUGGGUAGGCAUGUGGAUUAAUGGCAUGGCACUGGAUCUCUGACUGCCAGGAUAUCCCCAGUUUCCAGCAGGCUCUAAUCAUUGUCUCCGUCAGAGAAAACACACAGUUGACUGCCAGCCCCCCACCACAACCCUGCUGUCUCUCCAUCCUGUUCCAAACUACAAACCUCCAACAUACAUACAGAUGGUACCCCCAUCUGUUUGAACCAACAUGAGCUACCAGGGUCACUCUGCGGUAAACUGUUUUGUAAACUUUCAUAAACUGUAGCUCAACACUGUUUUUCAUCUGGCCAAGCCUUGGAAUCCAGCCAGAAAGGACAGUCUAACUAACCUAGCUAAACAAACACACUCUCCAUAUACACUCUACACCCAGCUACCAAGAGGGCAUGCCACAUACCGGGAGAGGAGUGGGGGAGAGGCUGUAAUAUACUGUACAUACACUACUGGUCAAAGGUUGUAGAACACUUACUCAUUCAAGGGUUUUUCUUUAUUUUUUACUAUUUUCUACAUUGUAGAAUAAUAGUGAAGACAUCAAAACUAUGAAAUGACACAUGGGGAAUCAUGUAGUAACCAAAAAAGUGUUAAACAAAUGAAAAUAUAUUUUAUAUUUGAGAUUCUUCAAUUAGCCACCCUUUGCUUUGAUGACAGCUUUGCACACUCUUGGCAUUCUCUCAACCAGCUUCACCUGGAAUGCUUUUCCUACAGUCUUGAAGGAGUUCCCACAUAUGCUGAGCACUUGUUGGCUGCUUUUCCUUCACUUUGCGGUCUGACUCAUCCCAAACCAUCUCAAUUUGGUUGAGGUCGGGGGAUUGUGGAGGCCAGGUCAUCUGAUGCAGCACUCCAUCACUCUCCUUCUUGGUAAAAUAGCCCUUACAGCCUGGAGGUGUGUUGGGUCAUUGUCCUGUUGAAAAACAAAUGAUAGUCCCACUAAGCCCAAACCAGAUGGGAUGGCGUAUUGCUGCAGAAUGCUGUGGUAGCCAUGCUGGUUAAGUGUGCCUUGAAUUUUAAAUAAAUCACAGACAGUGUCACCAGCAAAGCACCCCCUUACCAUAACACCUCCUCCUCCAUGCUUUACGUUGGGAAAUACACAUGCAGAGAUCAUCUGUUCACCCACACCGCGUCUCACAAAGACACGGCGGUUGGAACCAAAAAUCUCCAAUUUGGACUCCAGACCAAAGGACACAUUUCCACCGGUCUAAUGUCCAUUGCUCGUGUUUCUUGGCCCAAGCAAGUCUCUUCUUCUUAUUGGUGUCCUUUAGUAGUGGUUUCUUUGCAGCAAUUCGACCAUGAAGGCUUGAUCCUCUGAACAAUUGAUGUUGAGUUGUGUCUGUUACUUGAACUCUGUGAAGCAUUUAUUUGGGCUGCAAUUUCUGAGGCUGGUAACUCUAAUGAACUUAUCCUCUGCAGCAGAGGUAACUCUGGGUCUUCCUUUCCUGUGGCGGUCCUCAUGAGAGCCAGUUUCAUCAUAGAGCUGGAUGGUUUUUGCGACUGCACAUUAAGAAACACCCCACCUUGUCACAACACAACUGAUUGGCACAAACGCAUUAAGAAGGAAAGAAAUUCCACAAAUUAACUUUUAAGAAGGAACACCUGUUAAUUGAAAUGCAUUCCAGUUGACUACCUCAUGAAGCUGGUUGAGAGAAUGCCAAGAGUGUGCAAAGCUGUCAUCAAAGCAAAGGGUGCCUAUUUGAAGAAUCUCAAAUAUAACAUAUAUUUUGAUUUGUUUAACACUUUUUUGGUUACUACAUGAUUCCAUAUGUGUUAUUUCAUAGUUUUGAUGUCUUCACUAUUAUUCUACAAUGCAGAAAAUAGUAAAAAUAAAGAAAAACCCUUGAAUGAGUAGGUGUUCUAAAACUUUUGACCGGUAGUGUACAUAUACAGUAUAAUAAGAGUUUUUGGGGUGGAGAUCCUGAGAUGGAGUGUAGGUCAACUUUAGAACAACAAUCCUCAGAGACAGAGAGACCUUUGGGGUUGGGUGGGUACCCAAGAGGCGAGGUGUCCCAGUUCAGCCAACUCUUUGGUCAAUCUAAUGUUCUUUCUCUCAGGCACAUUGAUUUUGACCAAAACAUUUAUUGAUUUGACUAACUCACUCUUUAAACGUUCAUAUCAUUUUCAAAAGCGAAAGAGCAAGCAGUGUAUAGCCUCCGCAUAAGAUAUGUGCAAAAACAAACAAACAGAAAAUCACUUAAAUCAUUGCAAAGUUGAAAUGAUGUUCUUUACCACAGGGCAUUGCCAUUUUAAAGCUGGAUUAGUGAGAGUGUGGACACAGCAAGCAAAACACGCAACCCCCCGCCCAGCACACCCUCUCACUGCACACAGGUGUACUUACAUGUAGCUUAAGUAGUGGCCCAGUGUGUUAGCUCCAGCAACCUGCCCUCUACCUCAAAUAAUCCCUCUCACUCCCAUAAUCCAUUAAGGACCCGGUCAUAUCAGCAAAAUCCUCCAGGACCAGACUGGUGGAGUCCUCACCAGAGGGCAUCUCCAUGUCUGAGGGCCAGGGCUGACGCUGGGAGGGUGGGCCCCGGGGUUGGUGGGGGGUUGCCGUUGAUGGGGUGGGGGACUUCUCUUGGAUCUGCAGCCGUGGGGUCGGGGGUGUUGUAGGCUCUGACUUCUGGUAGGCUGGCACCGGGUCCACAUCCACCACUGCUGCCUCCUGCUGCUCCACUGGGGCUACCUGGUCCCUGGCACU
This is a messenger RNA of Coregonus sp. 'balchen', 10070 nucleotides long. The record is from the annotation of a GenBank genome assembly. Lineage: Eukaryota; Metazoa; Chordata; Actinopteri; Salmoniformes; Salmonidae.